AGUUCCUGUUAAUAUUACAGAAUUCACGGUGAAUGAUCAUGGUGUCAGUAGCAUUCCAAUUUGUAAUUCUAAGUAUUUUCUGGAUAAGCGUUUCUAUCAGGGCACUAACUAUCCCAGUUGCCAUAACCAAAACAUGGGAUGGAUUAGAUAUAGAUCACCCUCCAGUUCGAUUAGUCCUGGCACAUGCAACCGAAGGACUGGAGAUUCGAGUCAACGCCCCCUUUUUUAAUGACCCUGGUAACCCUGGGGGACAGCCUGGACAACCAUUUGAUGGCCUGUGGGACUAUGAAGUGGUAGAAGCCUUCUUUUUAAAUGACCAGAACCAGUAUGUUGAAAUAGAAUUGUGCCCACAUGGUCAACAUCUGGUGUUGUUACUAAAGGGCUACCGAGACAGCUUUAAGAGUCAGCUUCCAUUGCAAUUUUCUUCAUCAAUAAAGAACGAAACGUGGACAGGAACUGCCUUGAUACCAGCUUCCUACUUUCCACCAAAGGUUACGAAGUUUAAUGCGUACGCAAUCCACGGAUCAGGAGCAGGAAGAACGUAUGAAGCCUUAUAUCCUGCUGUUGGCAAUUAUACUGAUCCCGAUUUUCACAGACUUGAAUGCUUCCAAAGAAUUGACUUCAGAAAGCUUGUUCCUCAAAACUGGGCCUAUAAUUACAGUUCAAAAGAAUGGAAUCCAGUCUUACAUGUAAUUGGUUAAAAAAGGGAUCGUGACAUCAAAUCUAAUAUUUCUAUUAACAUGUCGUGAGCAUGUGAUUAAUGCAGGAGGUCAACACAAUCUGGUUCCAGGUUAAAGUUGCUGAAAUGUUCUUCCAUAUUUAUAUUAUCAAUGACUUAAUAAUUCUCACUGAGUACAACUUCACUGAUAUACUUAGCAUUCCAUUUGAUAAAGAUCUAUUGUACACUCGAAA
Messenger RNA from Saccostrea echinata, 912 nucleotides. Its product is annotated as UPF0462 protein C4orf33 homolog. The record is from RefSeq and is a predicted model, not a curated record. Bases 33 to 701 code for a protein of 222 amino acids. Lineage: Eukaryota; Metazoa; Mollusca; Bivalvia; Ostreida; Ostreidae. The transcript is spliced from 6 exons.